Messenger RNA from Heterobilharzia americana, 699 nucleotides. The record is from the annotation of a GenBank genome assembly. Lineage: Eukaryota; Metazoa; Platyhelminthes; Trematoda; Strigeidida; Schistosomatidae.
AUGACAAAUUCAGUAUCACUGUGUUUACAGAGAGUGAGAGCCAAAAAAGUAAACUGUUUUACCAACCGUAGACUAACAAAUAAAACAACUAUAGCUAACAAAGUCAUCUUUAAAAAGUCUCUACUAAAUUCUGCAUACAAUAACUUGUCGUGGAAAGUAAACGACAGUGAUGCGAAAACGGUAUCAUCAAUUUGUUCCGUUCUAUUACGAAGUGCUGGAAACUUUCCAAAGAAAGGAAAUGAUGUUGUAUUAUCAAUAGAUGAGGUCUCAUGUGCAUUCAACAAGAAAGCUGGUGAAUGUUCAGGUCGACUGGGUGGACUUCAAGAGCAAUAUGCACACAAUCGUAUUCAAAGUGUCCAGUAUAAUCAACCUGAAGAAGAACAGAAAUACACUGGCAGUGAUGAAAGUCAUCUGGAUGUUAGUGAACUUGAUAAGGAGAAUAUGAAUCUCAGUCGAAGACGUAAUACGGUUUGCAGUACCACCUUUAAAUCACUUAAGAACCGCGGUCUAAUGGAAUUAGGGCAAGCAAACAAAAAUAAAGAUGAGAACCUAAUGAAAAAUUCAAAUUUAGAUAACUCCAAAUCGAUUGCUGAUCCAGUUGCUGGGUUGAUGCAAUUUCGAAAACUAACAAUGAAGAAAAAUAUUCAUCUUUCCAUAGAAAGUAAGCACAACCCGUGGAGAAAAGACAGAGUUAUUUAA